CACAGCCGCAAACUCAAGCCACUACAACCGACCCAGCAGUAGCAACGGCGACCCCGACCAAGUCGCUGGCACCGGUACCUUGGCCGAAUUCGGCGGUAUUCCCUUCAGCUAACCCGGCUACACCCCAGACUCGGCGGCUGGGCGCAAUGUCGAAGGCGCGCGCCACCGGUGCGGUGGAUCAGAUCGUCAAGCUCAUCGUCGGGGCUGGCCAGGCGAGUCCGCAGCCACCAGUUGGUCCUGCGCUUGGAAGCAAGGGAGUGAAAUCUAUGGACUUUUGCAAGGAGUUCAAUGCCAGGACAGCACAUAUAGUCACCGGCACCCCGACGCCGGUCAUGAUCACAGUCCGCCCCGACCGGACAUUUCACUUUGACGUGCGCACGCCACAGACGUCUUGGCUGCUGCUCAACGCCGCGCAGGUGCCGGCGGGCAAGAAGGGAAGGAGAAAAGGAGCCAGCAAUCCGGGCAAGGAGGUUGUCGGAACCGUAUCGCUGAAGCACGUCUAUGAGAUUGCCAAGAUCAAGCAGUCUGAACUCCGACUUUCUGGCUUGCCGUUGGAAGGCCUAUGUAGGUCGAUCAUCUACCAGGCGAAAUCGGUCGGGAUAGACGUUGUGGCAUAGCCGCGGCGCGCUCGCUGAUGGGUGAUGCUUCAAUCAUGGGCCAGGGCGUAUCGACAUACGCCUUGUGGGCAAACGCGAUUGUACUACAGUGCACUUUUUGCCAUCGACGAUUUGAAAGAAACAAUAGAAAAAAACGAACAAAGGAACCCCUCUUACUUGUCCGCUUUACCAUACGACAGAGACGUGGCUACUUUGAUUCCAAUCCAGGAAUAC
Messenger RNA from Gaeumannomyces tritici R3-111a-1, 830 nucleotides. Its product is annotated as 50S ribosomal protein L11. The record is from RefSeq and is a predicted model, not a curated record. Gene Ontology annotation, cellular component: mitochondrial large ribosomal subunit; ribosome. The coding region runs from base 147 to 617 and encodes 156 amino acids. The transcript is spliced from 2 exons. Lineage: Eukaryota; Fungi; Ascomycota; Sordariomycetes; Magnaporthales; Magnaporthaceae. Gene Ontology annotation, biological process: translation. Gene Ontology annotation, molecular function: large ribosomal subunit rRNA binding; structural constituent of ribosome.